This is a messenger RNA of Lasiodiplodia theobromae, 1272 nucleotides long. Its product is annotated as O-methyltransferase. The record is from RefSeq and is a predicted model, not a curated record. Bases 1 to 1272 code for a protein of 423 amino acids. Lineage: Eukaryota; Fungi; Ascomycota; Dothideomycetes; Botryosphaeriales; Botryosphaeriaceae. Gene Ontology annotation, molecular function: O-methyltransferase activity. The transcript has 4 exons.
AUGUCGGCUCCUCCUGCUACCCUAGAAUCGCUUGCCACGCGCACUGCCUCAAUCCAAGACGCCAUUGCCCGCGUCGGCACCGCUGCCGAGUCGUAUGCCGAGAUCUCUCGCAAGAGUCUUGGCGGCGAUUCCUCCGUUGCCGAGACUACUGCAGCCCAGAAUGCUCUUGUUUUGGAGGCCAAGAAGCUGCUGAUCCAAGCCCAAGGCCCACUCGGCAGCCUGUUUGAUCUAAUACAAAGCACCUGCCAGACCGCUGCCAUUAGCGCACUACUGGAGGUUGGCGUCUUCAAUGCCCUUCCUGUGGACGGUACGCCCAUGACCGCGGAUGAACUGGUGCAAAAAUUACAAGUGCCUGUGGAAAAGGCACUUUUGGUCCGCCUCCUACGCAACGUAACCGUCACGGGGCCCUUGGUUGAGGUCGAUGAGGAGACGUACGCCCAAACGCCUUUCUCUACCCUCCUCACAAACCCCGAUUUAGCUGCUACUUAUAAGCACAUCAUGGACGAGGGUUGGCCGUCAAUCGCCUUCAUGACUCCGUACUUCCGCGCCAACGGCUGGAAGCAGCCCAUUGACACGACUAAUAACCCGUAUACUUUCGCUCACCGGACCGGCGGUAAAGAGAUGUGGGCGCACAUAGCCCAGUUCCCAGAUCGCCAGGCCAACUCGAACCGAGCCAUGAAGGCACGGUCGUUCGAUGGCGUCUGGUCCAUUGGCCUGUAUCCGUUCGCCGAGAGACUAGCCGAAUUAUCGUCGCCCUCCGACAACGACGACACCCCGCUCGUCGUGGAUGUCGGCGGCGGUGCGGGCCACACGUCGAAGACAAUCAGAGAGCUUUGCGCUGGUGUCAAGGGUCGCAUCGUGCUGCAGGACCGCGCCGAGGUGGUCGAGGAUGCGCCGAAGAUUGAGGGUGUGGUAAGCAUGCCGCACGACUUCUUCGAGCCGCAGCCAGUCAAAGGCGCGCGCAUAUACUACCUCCGCCGCAUCUUGCACGACUGGGCCGACCCUUCCUGCGUCGCCAUCCUGCGACACCUGGCCGCGGCAAUCACAGAUCCAGAGUCGUCGCGCAUCGUUAUUGCGGAGCAGAUUCUGCCGACCAAGGGCGUCCCUGCCGAAAGCGCUAUGAUCGACAUGCUCAUGAUGACCUUCACCGGCUGCGAACGCACCGAAAAGCAGUGGGAGGAGUUGCUGGCACAGGCAGGGUUGAAGCUCGAGCAGUUCCACAAGAACCCUGGCACGCUGUUCGGGGCGAUUGAGGCGAGAUUGGCGGUGUAG